GAGAAUUUCACGAUCACACUUCCCGGAAACCUUACAUCGGAUACUAUGGCUUCUCUGGGCGGCGCUCCAUCUUUUCAAAACGUCGACCUGCUACAUAAUCACUUGAAAUCGAAAGAUUUCCAGAUCAUAAGAAUAACUGGAUCCGCCGCAAGAAGGGUAAGAAUCGAAGAUGGCCAUUCAGAUCUCCAGACACAAAGGCUUUGGAGGAUUCCUAUGUCUUCAACCAUUCUCGUAUGGUCACCUUGGGUUGUAAGGAGCAAGCCAUAGCCACAAUAUCUAGCCGCAACCAUAGAUUUACAUUCCGAACCCAAAAUGAGGUAUUUGAGCUAUUCCACUCAUUUUAUAAUAAAAACUUCUGCAUAACUGAGUGUGGAUAUAGAAGAUAUGAUCUCUGGUUUGAUUUGGAUACAUUAAGAUGGAUUUUGGAAUCUCUUCCAAGGAUUUCUAUAAAUAGAGCUUGGGCUCUCUUUUCGUUUGGGGAUAACCGUACCAUUGAGUUAGCUGCUGGUUCAAAUAGAAGGGGUGACUUUGUUAAAAUCCAAGAGAAAAGAAAAGAGGGGAAGAGAUACAUCCUAAUCCCUACUGGACCUAAGAAUGAUGAUUUGGCUCUGUUCUUCAAGGCAGUUUCUUCUUUCGUUGAUAAGGUCACCAAGGCCUCUACUUCAAAGCCUCUUGAGAUUGCCCCUGCCACCACUCCAAUUGCUCAAAUAUCUGUAAAACCUCCGAAUUUACCUCUAGCAGAGACAGUUGAGCACCAUCUACUGAUUCCUCCCCAGUUGGCUACAUUGGGAAGUGUAACACCUGGACUAUGUUUAGACCAAUAUCACUCAGGAAGUGCAGAGUUCAAAGGAGAGAUUGAGGUUGAUAAUGGUGUUACCAAAGACACUUCUUCUCUUGAAUGUGAAAGCCUUUUGGCUGCCACCAAGGAGGUAGCUGUCCUUAUCCCUUCCCUCUUCCCUCCUCUGUCUUGCAGUACCAUGUCCCCUUUUGCUCCACCGUUCAUACCUGUGACGAAAAAUUCCUUUGCAGCACUUUUAUCUCAAGGACCAGGAAGCGAGAACAAAGUCAUUGAGCAUCAGGACCCUUUUUCAAAGAUCCACGACAAGAGCCUAGUACAUAGCUUGAAUGCAGUGGAGGACUUUAUUGAAGAUAGGGAUGGACCUAUACUUUAUACCCACUCAGACGGAGAGGAUAUAGCAUUCAUAGACUCUAAGCUUAAGCCUCUGCAAAUAGACUUCUCAAGAUGUUCCAAACAACACUUAAACCUACGCAAGGAACUUAGGGGCACCAGAACAAUUUCACCUUCUCAAAUAGUUACUCGAAGCAAGGCAAAAAUUCUGGAAGAAGGCAGGAAAAUAGCUCCACUUUUAUGGGAGGAGGAUGAGUCCCAAGAUUCGUUUGAAGAAGAGGUUAUCAAAUGCUUUCGACUUUGCUGUCCAAACAAGAAAGAGGAGUAUUCCAAGAAAGCCAACAAACCUUUGACAAAAAGUCAAAAGAAGAAAGCUAAGAAAAGGCUAAAAAAGAGUUUGGCAACUGAUAAUGAAGAUGAAGAGGAUGAUUUUCAACAUUGAUCAUAUGCUGUUUUGGAGCAGCAAUUUUAGUGUUUCUAUUUUGGAUAUCAGUGUCAUGCAACCUCAUUCAAAAUUUGAUUAAGCCUUCACCAAAUCAAGAACAACCAAGGCCUGAGAACUUUUGUAUAUUUCUUUUGUUCACCCUCAGGGCAAGGGUAUUCGAGGGAAUGGUUGCAGCUAUUGAGACAGUGUAGUCAUUUAGUUAGACAUCAGGUUAAAAGAUGGUUUACUGGUCCUUUUGGACAGUGCCUUAGAGAUUGAAGUUUAGCAACUCUGAUUGUCUGGAAUUCCUUUCAUGUGCUGUUUUGUUCCCCCUCACGGGCAUCUAGAGUAGCAAUUAGUUACGUGGAGAUGAACAGAGAAAGCAAUUUUCAAUGAAGAUCGAGAGCAGACUGAAUCAGCUCCAUUGGCAAUGUAUGUGAACCCAAAGUUGGGAUGAAAAGCAACGCCAAACGCCUCCAAGCAUCUGGGUGAGACAUACGCUCGAGGGAUGGGUGGUAGGACUGGUGGCUAAGGUUCUCUGCGUGGAUUCCAUCGCUGCCUCCUCGAUUCCUUCAUACCGGUUCCCAUUUACUAGUACAUGUGGCCAACGGAGAUUUCCAAUAGACAACUUCUCUUCACAUCACAACUUGAAAUAUGCAGGACUAUGUUUGGGAUUCAUAUUUGAUCAGUUUAUUUGGACUAUGGUUGGGUCUUUUGUUUGGACGGGAGCUGCACGAAGGGAAGAAUCUGGCCAUUUAUGUGGAAAGGGACAUGUUGAAUAAGGUCACUAUUACAGCUAGGACAUAAAUUGUUUGAAAUUGAAGAAUCUAGACAUUUUUAUGGUAAGGGUCAUGCUGCCGCUGGCCACAUCUUGCU
Messenger RNA from Cuscuta campestris, 2429 nucleotides. The record is from the annotation of a GenBank genome assembly. Lineage: Eukaryota; Viridiplantae; Streptophyta; Magnoliopsida; Solanales; Convolvulaceae.